AUGAUCAAUGAGGAAUUACAAAAAGCACAAAAAGAAAAUAAUAAUAUUUCAGAGCCUCAACAACAAGAACAAACAGAAAAAGAAGACUCAGAAGAUCAGAGAACUUCUGAAAUUAAAGCUCAAUUAUUAGAAAUUGAAACUAAAAUGAAAGAAUUACAAAAUAAGGAAAACCUGCUCCAAAAAGAAAGAGAAAGUAAAGACCUAGAGAUAGAAAAGCUCAAAGAGUAUCUUGACGCAGCAAAAGGUGAUCUUACAAAGCUUAAAGAAGAUAAUUUCGGAAAUGAUCAACAAAAUACUGAAAAUAAUGAUCUAAACAGACAGAAAUCUCAGUUAGAUGAUGAAAUAGCAGCAAUAAAGGCACAAAUUGAGAAUCAGAAGUACCAGAUUACUUAUUCUCAAGCUCAAAUGGGUGUUUUUGAACAAAGAAAAGAAAACAUAAAGCAGAACCUCAAUGGUGUUAAAGAAAGAUAUGCUUUGCAUCGUGAAAAAGUUCUUAACAUCAGUGACUUCAAUAUGACUCUCGCAGACAUGGAAUCUUCUAAUGAAGCAAUAAAGAAAAGAAUUGCUGAUACUGAAAGCAAAAUCAAAGUUAUUGAAGAGAAAAUACAUGUAACAAUGGAAGCAUGUAACAAAGAACAAAAAGAUAUUUAA
Trichomonas vaginalis G3 is the source of this 651-nucleotide messenger RNA. RefSeq lists its product as uncharacterized. NCBI's taxonomy places the organism in Eukaryota, Parabasalia, Trichomonadida, Trichomonadidae. The coding region runs from base 1 to 651 and encodes 216 amino acids. The record is from RefSeq and is a predicted model, not a curated record. The transcript has a single exon.